AUGAUUCGUUUUACAAUGUCCUAUUUGGCUUUCUUCGUGGUCUGUCUUGUUGCUACAGUAUUUGCCGAACCACCCGAGCGUGUAGUAGGAGGUACACGAGCUGCUAUUGGUGAAUUCCCCUAUCAAGUUUCCAUAAGAAUUGGUAAUCAACAUACGUGCGGUGGAAGUAUCAUCUCUUCAAGACAUAUUCUAACUGCUGCACAUUGUGUUAACAAUUGGGGUGGAGCUCCCAACAACUUUUAUACCGUUGUAUCUGGAACUAACAGUCUUAGUAAUGGUGGUGAAGUUCACGGCAUCAGUUCUGUUUCUGUUCAUCCCAAUUACAUAGGUACUCAGGAAACUUCUUGGAUCAACGACGUUGCUGUUAUUACGUUAAGAUCACCUAUAUCGUUCAACAGACUUCAAAGUGCUAUUCCAUUGGUCGAUACGGAAGUGCCGAAUGGUAGUCUGCUCAAUUUGAGUGGAUGGGGUAAAAUUUCAACUAAUGGUCCACUUUCUAAUGCAUUACUGAAGACCUAUUUGUUCGCUGAAGAUUAUGCCGUUUGCCAACAAGAGCAUACGAUACCCAUCUAUCCAAGUCAAAUUUGUGCACUUAAUCGAGUAGGAAUUGGUGCUUGCCAGGGUGACAGUGGUGGUCCACUCACUUACAACGGUAAAAUUGCUGGCAUUGUUUCAUGGGUUAUUCCUUGUGCUCGUGGAGUACCUGACGUUUUCACCAAAGUCUCGGCUCACCUAAACUUCAUUAAAUAUGUUGUCGAAUCCACAUAA
Polistes canadensis is the source of this 768-nucleotide messenger RNA. RefSeq names its product chymotrypsin-1. Gene Ontology annotation, biological process: proteolysis. Gene Ontology annotation, molecular function: serine-type endopeptidase activity. The transcript has 4 exons. The record is from RefSeq and is a predicted model, not a curated record. The coding region runs from base 1 to 768 and encodes 255 amino acids. Lineage: Eukaryota; Metazoa; Arthropoda; Insecta; Hymenoptera; Vespidae.